Molecule: messenger RNA, 1113 nt
Organism: Penicillium argentinense
Lineage: Eukaryota; Fungi; Ascomycota; Eurotiomycetes; Eurotiales; Aspergillaceae
Product: putative C2H2 transcription factor (Con7)
Exons: 4
Coding region: 1-1113 (370 amino acids)
Biological process (GO): regulation of DNA-templated transcription
Source: RefSeq, a predicted model, not a curated record
AUGGACACCCGGCCCGCCUCCGAGUACGCACAGUCAGGUUCGCACCACCCAGCACCAUCGCCUGUCGACACACCUUCUGAACAACCCGCCGCAGACCAGACCUCUGCUGCUGCCACUGCUCACUACACGCACACCCCGCAGCCUGAGGUGCGUCCGACUCAACAGUACACGCCGCAGCCCGAAGUGCGACCCGCCACCAUUUCGUCGUCCAACACCCCCCAGUCGGACUACGGCCUCAACCCGCCGCCGACUCGCUCGCCCGCCUACCAGGACUACCUUCCGCGCCCCCAGCCGUACGCUCCGAACACCCAGCCCGGUGGUGCGCCCGGCAUGGCUCAAGCUACCAAUCCUUCGCUCCCGGCCAACAGCCCAACCUAUCCUCCUCCCUACUCUCCUUACCAGCCGCAGGGACACGAGAUGGCCCAGUACCAGGGUCAUCCGCCCCCGCCACAGCACAUGUACUCGCGGCCCGACUGGCCGCAUGGCUAUGGCCAGCAGCAUCACAUGCCGGGGCCCUAUGCCUCGCCGGCUACUACGGUUGGUUCCGCCUCCCCUGCUGCGACCGCAGGGCCGCGCCCUGGUCAGGUCUACUCUUUCGUCCCGAUUCCCGGCGCGCAGCAGCACAAGCGCCCUCGCCGCCGAUAUGAGGAAAUUGAGCGCAUGUACAAGUGUGGGUGGAACGGCUGUGAGAAGGCAUAUGGUACUCUGAACCAUUUGAACGCCCACGUCACAAUGCAGUCGCAUGGCGCAAAGCGCACGCCUGAAGAGUUCAAGGAGAUCCGCAAGGAAUGGAAGGCUCGCAAGAAGGAGGAAGAGGCUCAGCGCAAGGCUGCCGAGGAGCGUGAGCGCGCUGCUGCCCAAGCUGCCCAGGCUAACCAGGUCGAGGCUUCCGGUCCCUCCGACCCCUCUCAAGGACAGCCUCCGGCCUACGGUGGUGGUGUGCGUCCCCAGCUGCCUCCCAUCGGAUACCAGCCCGCCGACAGCCAGGUGCCCAGUCAGUACGGUGCUCCCGGUGGCGGCAUGGUCUACCAGAGCAACGGACAGAUGGGCUACCCUCCCAACUACCCUCACUCCCCAUACCAGAGCGGACCCGUCUACCAGCAACGUGAGUAA